Diorhabda carinulata is the source of this 9328-nucleotide messenger RNA. RefSeq names its product titin. Gene Ontology annotation, biological process: cell-cell adhesion. Gene Ontology annotation, molecular function: cell adhesion molecule binding. The record is from RefSeq and is a predicted model, not a curated record. The coding region runs from base 410 to 4156 and encodes 1248 amino acids. NCBI's taxonomy places the organism in Eukaryota, Metazoa, Arthropoda, Insecta, Coleoptera, Chrysomelidae. Gene Ontology annotation, cellular component: cell-cell junction. The transcript is spliced from 23 exons.
AGUCUUCAAACGACGUUGACGCCAGACGCCGUACGUCGUCGUCUCGACGCUUCUCUAUACUAAACGACGAAACUUUUACGCGAUAUAUCUUUGAAUAUAUUGAACAAAAAUUUUUGCUCUAAAAGUUUCCACGAAAACGCGAUUAUAUAUUAAAAAUUUGUGUAUAUAUACAAUUAAUUGACAAAAAUCGACUUUGCGAAUUUCUAAUAAUAACCCAGAUUUUUGGUACAUCGAGUGAUUUUAAAAUAGAUUUCUACCGGUUUUGAAGAAAAACUAACCUAAUUUCAGUUUUUUUUUUGUAAAUAUACUCAUACAAAUAAUGUGAAUGUUUUUAAAAACACGUGGUACAAAAGAAACUGUGUUUGUUUGAAAAAAAAAUAAGUUCGACAACAAAAAUUAUUCUUUAUAGAUGACUGAAAUGAAGAACUUGUUAACGAUGAUUCUAUUUGCUUCUUUGGUUUUUGUAGCAGCUUCUUCAGUUCUUACUACAGUGGCGACUGAAUACGAAGUUAGAGCUUUUAUUGGCGAUACGGUAGCUCUACCUUGCAGAGUCGACAUUCAACAAUGCGGGCAAUUACACAGUGUCAAAUGGUACAAAGAUGCUAAUAGAGUCUACGUUCUCAGUCAUCAUGGUUCGGGAAGGGCCGAAGGUGGCGCUACCGAAAGAAUGACAGUGGAGUACACCAAUGAAACUAAUGGUGCAGUUUUGAAGAUAUCUCCAGUUGAAGGUGAAGACGAAGCAACGUAUAAGUGUGAAAUCACCUACCUCGUAGUCAAAGAAAAUUGCGAUGUCAUUCAAAUCGUAAAAUUGAAAACUUUGAAGAUACCUGAUGUUAUAAAAAUUCAUCGAGGCGGAGACCAUACUCCAUUACCUAACGCCACUGUUAUCGGACCAUUAGAAGAAGAAGACGAAAUCGAUUUGAUUUGCGAAGCUACCGGUGGUAAACCGACACCCAUCGUUUCGUGGUACAACGGAACCACCUACUUAAAACGGGCUAAAUAUGUAGUAGCCAAAUCGAAAGACGACGUAGAAAUGGGAAUGUCAACACUGCGAUUAAACCUCAAAAGGGGUGAUUUACUGGCGCGUUUCGAGUGCAGGGUCGAGAGUGAAGCUCUUGAACAGCCAAUCAUAUCAUGGGUACAAAUCGAUGUAAACGUUCGACCACUCACUAUCAAUUUAACGGGUGUCGAAAAUCACGUGGUGCAAGGUACGAACGUCAAGCUGGAUUGUAAAGUCUCCGGUGCUAGACCGCCAGCUACUAUACGUUGGACCAAUGGAUCAUCUUCUAUUAACGAAGAAGACUUCGAUCAAACGAUUAUGGAGUCGCCUAUAAGCAUGAAACAAAUAGAAGAGAAAGACGGAACCUUUACGACCAUCAGUUCACUGUCGUUCAAAGCUUCGCACUGGGAAAACGGCAAAACAAUAUUUUGCUACGCUGAAAACGAAGUUAUGAGAAAAAAUUCCGAACCGGAAUAUCACAGCAACUUGAUUCUAGAUGUUCGAUACCCACCAGUCAUAACAGUGAAACCCACAUACGCAGAGACUAACGAAUCUACUGAUAAUAACGUCACCUACGCUUUUUUCCAAUGUGUAUAUUUCGCAAACCCCCAAGAGCUCAAAGUAGCCUCAUGGUUAAAAGACGGUAAACCGCUCGUACUAAACGACACGAAGAAGUACGUAGGAGGUACUACUUUAAAUCCACCGCUGUAUAUUAUGAAUGUUACCCGCGAAGAUAUGGGGGACUACGCGUGUUCGUUAGGAAAUGAAAUAGGAACAGAAAUUUCACCAGAUGUCGUUACUUUGAACGUGAUAUAUACGCCUGAUGUGGAAGUGGUAAUGGAUCCGUCUACACCGGUUAAAGCUUCAGACAAAAAGACAGUAUUAAUUACGUGCAAUGUAACUUCCGGAAAUCCAACUAACCUCACCAAGGUCCGUUGGUAUCUCGGAGGUGAAUUGAUGAAAGAGUUUCCAGAAUGCAACUACACGAAUAUCGACGAACACGGUAACGGGGAAGGUAAUGGCGGUCCUUUUUGCGGUCUCGAUCCCAGUAUUCUGAGUCUGGAACGCGUGGACGAAUCAUUCGCUGGCAACUACACUUGUAAAGGAAUGAACGCGGGCGGUUGGGGACCUGAAUCCGAGCCACAGGAAUUGAUCGUUUAUUAUGCUCCUGGUCCAGCGAAAAUUAGAUACUCACCGUCGAAGGUCGUCAAAGGCGGAUCCGUCAAUUUGACAUGUACCGUCGAAUUCAACGGAAGACCGGACAACGUUAGUUACGUGUGGCAUAGGGGAUCACACGUUUUGUCGAAUGUUACACAAUCGGUAUAUACAAUUGCAUCGGCUGGUUUGGAAACAAGGAAUAAUUUUUCCUGCGCUGCCGAAAAUGAGGGUGGCAGAGGGGCACAAGCUAGUGUUUUUGUCAACGUCUACGCUGCGCCAGCAUUUACGAAGAAACCACCGACGUAUCAAGGGAUUCUUUAUACAUCGAAAAAUAUAAAUCUAACUUGUAUCGUUGAAUGUUAUCCGCAAUGUUCUAUAGUGUGGUAUAUAGAUACAGUCAAGUUAGAUACUACGAAUAAUCAUUUAUACACGAUCGAAACUCAUUUUUUACCAUCAAAUCUACAGAAAAACGACUUCGAAUCUAUCAAUUCUACUUUGAUUUGGAAUAUGUCUGCUUGGCCUGGGAAAAUGUUAAACAAAUCCGCAGCGAAUACCAACUACACGUGUCAGGCUACUUCGAAUAACAUCGGAGCCGGGGUUAGUUCUACUGCUGAAAUCGCCGUCGAUUAUCCUCCAGAAGAUGUCGAUACUAGUUUAAAAAUAGUUAACGUUAAUGAAGGUGAAAAACCCGCGGUGGUGAAAUGUUUCGGUAAAGGCAGACCAACACUCAGUUACCAAUGGAGAACGAAUUAUACUUCAGAACCAAUAUCCUCGAACGAAGUAUUGGAUUUACAGAAAAUAACUCGUAGCGAUUCGACGGCCUACAUUUGCGAAGCAUCCAACAAACACGGUUCUAAUACUUCAAUCGUCUACUUUAAUAUCCGAUACGCACCAGAAUGUAGUAUAACACGUGUCGAAAAAGACGGUCAACCUGCCUUGGUAUGUACAGCACUCGCUAAUCCUCAGGAUAUGACUUUCCUUUGGAGAGUGAAAGAAGGCAACAAAACUUCAAUCGAAACUAAUAACAUUAUACAGGAGGGAGUGAAAAGUUAUCUCUUGUUAGAUUCCAGCGUAGAGAACGACAGGAAUUAUUAUUGCAUAGCCAAUAACAGCAUAGGUUUUAGUGAUUCGUGUCAAGCGCAAGUAAACGGGAACCUCUCUUGGUGGAAUCAAGAUAAGAUGAUCAUUAUAAUAGCCUCGGUUGUCGCUAUUAUUAUUUUCGUGAUAAUAAUAUGCAUAAUUAUUAUCAUUCUUUGCCGAAGGAAGAGAGCUGAUACAAAGUAUAACAGUCCAUUGGAAAUGGAGGAAAGAGAAAAUCCCGAUGGUCAUUCGCCGGAUUCUUCCGAUCAGUCGAGAUGGCCUCUGCAACCGGGCGUUUUGAUUCACAUAAACAAAAUGAACAACAUCAGUAUAAGUCAACUAUCGCCAAGAAUCACCCCGUAUAAAAGUACUUCGGUGACAACAUUGAGAAAAUUCACCAAAUAUUCCAAAUAUAAGAGAAACAAAUCGAAAAUUUACGCUAGAUUGGAAAGGAUAGCGGAUUUUUUAGGCAUGAGCAGAGGACGAGAACGAAUUCCUAGCGGGAUAAAAGAAAGUGCCAGUGGAGUUAUGACAUUUAGAAAAGUGCAACCUAAUCCAUCGGUUCACAAUCCACGAAUACGAUCCAGAAAAAGAAAAAAACCAGGAUCAACGCCCAACAUGUCUUCUACCGAAGAUAAACCGAGGCUGGGGGGUGGCCUACCUCAUGGAGGUACUCCAAACCCCUUAAAUGAUCCAGACAAGGGAUUCUACGAAAAUCUUCCGUUCCACGGGAUGCAAAAUCCAACCAGUAAACCUUUCAGGCCCGAACCUUGUGAACUCGAGUAUGCGGAUAUUGAUUACAAAUCUUACGGCCCAAUAGACUAUAAGGCAGCUUCCAUCUAUGCCGCUAUGAAGAGAAACAAAAAUAAUAAUAAUAAUAAUAAAUUCGAACAAGUCAACAAAGAGGAUCUUCUAUGAACUAGUUUUUGAUACGUUGCUGUGUUUUUAGGACAGAUUUGUACACGUGAAAUUUGGAUUUUUUUGUGUGUGAAAGUUUUGUUUUAAUUUAUGAAUUCAAUAAAUCGUGUUUCUUCAAAAAUUAAUUGAUGGUACUACAUAACGAUUUCAUAAUAUAAUGAUAUACAUUAACUGAAAGUUUUCAUACUCAGUUUCUAACGUAUUGAUAUUAUUGAGUAUUGAUAUUAUUUUUUGGAAUUUUUCCGGGUUUCCGAACUCCUUAAGUGGACCCCGUCAUUAUUUUAGUCCCGGGCCUUAUAAAUCUUAAUCCGGCCCUGUUUAUUCUAGCUUUUAAAAUUCUAUAAUAUGGUGUGUUGUUCUAAAAAUCUGAUAAUUUGUUGAGGAAACACGGUUUAAUUAUUUUGAAAACCACUAAAGAAUCCAAAUAUUAAUUAUAACUGAUGUAAAAAAACUCGGACUCACCUUAAUGCUGAUAAAUAGCAUUAUUUUAAACGAUUUUAAAUGUUGUUUUAAAUAAAAAAAAUAAUCUUAUGAAGUUUGUUAGAAAGGAUUAUAUGUAAAUAAUAAAAUUUUCUAUUUUGUCAAUCAAUGUUUAAUGUUUUUAAACAUAUCGAGAAUCAUACAUUUAAUUAUUUGUCUUUAACUGCCAAACGUAUUUGGUGUGAUUAUUUUUUAUACCCCUUAUGAUAAAUUUAAUGUCUAAUUUUGAAAUCAAAUGCAAAUUUUCAUAUGAAUUCUCAUCAAAAGAAGACUAGUGCGAUUCCUUGUCUCAACGUUUUUAGAACCAAAGUUUUAUCGUAUAAAACUACAUUGCAGCAUUUUUUUAUUAAAUAAAUCCACCAUUGACGUCGUUGAAUCCGUAAAAUUCUUAGGGCUUGUUGUCCUGCUUUGCGCUGAGAUCAGUUCCCAAAGAACUGAACUUAUCCACUUUCUCAACAGUCUAUUAUGUCCUUAUUGAGUCGCAUCUCCGAUUUGCUCUGUCCUUCUGGGAUACGUGUAGUACCUACGAUAGUUGCGAAACGUUUCUAUAAAAAGAGACCCCAAAAUCAAGACAGGUAAUCACAAAAUUAUUUACCGCUUCAAACACAACUAAAUAGCUGAAAAUAUAGGUUAAGGUUUUUUGCCUAAAAAAAGCUACACGACAUUUAGUUCCAACGCUGUAUUAAUUUAAGAUGACGUUCCAUUCAACAUGGGGUAUCACGUGACCUCAUUUGGCGUUCUAACACAACAUGGAACGUCUACAUGACAUUGCACAAUUUAUUGGAUCAUAUGUCAAAACCAGGAAUCAAUCACACUAAUCAUGAUCAGAAUGUUGUUUAAGUAAUCCGAUUCAGAAACAUCGAGUCAUUGCCUUUCUACUCUAAUUUAUCAAACGAUAAGUCAUGUCAUGCGAUGACAUCACAACCAGCCGCCAUAUUGAGGACAAAUAUUGCGUUAUUUACAUUAAAAUUAUUAUUAGUAAUGGUGUUAAAUUUAUAAUUAAACUUUCUGUAAGGUAUUUCUGCAAUAUUUAUUUAGACGUUUCAACUAUUUCGUUAAAAUUAACUCAAAUAUAUGAAAUUACAAAUAAACAUGUUGUUUUUUUUUUCAAUUUCACUUGACUCGGGAUGUUAUGGAAAUUUGCUUUUGUGUCCACUAUGUUUCCUUUUUUGAUUUUUUUUUUUAUAAACUAGCUUAUUUAUAAGUUUUGACUGGUUAUUAUGAAAAAAAACUCAUUUUCAGUUAGUUAGUUUCACUGAAUGUAUCAUAAUUCAGAUAUUUACGUGUAUGUUUAUUAUAAUAUUACCAAAAAACACUUUUUUAUCAGAAUUCAGAAGUGGGAUUAGGAAAUAGAUGAACUAAGAACCCAAAUGUCAUACUGUUAGUUCAAGAGACUAUAUUUCAGUAAAAUAGUACUUUUGACCAUUUCUUAGGUUAGGAAACCAAUCCCUUCGAAUUAUUUGAUCGUAUUAAACACAAUACCUGCAAAUUUUUUGUUCAGUUCAGAUUUUAUUGAACAAAAGAUAAACAUAUGCCAAUUUUCUAGAAAUUGUCUUUUCUAAAGAAACAAAUAUCACAAAAUUCACAAAGCAAAUAGUUUUUUUUUCCAAAUUUUUAAUAGCACAGUUUAUUUUAGUUGCAGUAAAAAAACUACCCUCAACUUUCAACUGGUGGCAGUAAUAUUUUUAUAUACAAAUACGAAUGCAAAUAACAGAAAUAUGUACAGGACAUUUCAAGACACGUCUAAUCAGUAUUAUGAUACAAAAAUUUUUAGUUAAUGAGUAUAAUUUAUAAUUAUUUUGCUAUUUUUAACAAUUUUUUUAUUAUUUUAUCAUAAUCGUUUUCAAAUUCCAAAUCUAUAUGGAGUACCAACUUUAAUAUAUUUUUUUUUUCAUUAUUUUAUAUCGUGUGUCCACAAUUAUGUUUUUUUUUUUAAACAAACAAGACAAAAAUGUACAUACAAAAUGUUUAAAAAAUUUCACACAUCUUCUCAUCAUGCUUUCUCCUUUCCAUAAAAGACAAAUCAAUUAUUUAUAACAAAGCUAAAUUUGUAUUGAAAACCUGACGUGGUUUUUCAACUCAAAAGUGUCCAAUCUGUGGACAUACCUUAUAAGUAAUCCUAUGAGAUUUUAUCAUACUUUUACUUCCUUUUACCAAAGAUUUUCAGUUUAUAAUCAAUUUUUUUUAAUACUUUUGUUAGAGUUACACCCGUAAUGGCCUUGUAAAAAUUCUUAGGUAUAAUCGGUAAUAUCUUAAACAUUUCCUUUAAUACUUCUUGUCCACUGGUGGUACUAACAAGUAACGAAUUUAGACGAACGCCACACAGGAAGCAGCUGACUUCAGGUCCAUGACCUGUUUGGUUCGUUGUUACGAAUUUGAACGAAUUAUAUUUCAAAGGCAUCCGCUUCCAGUGAACAAGAGACUUUAAACUAAAUUCUUAGAAACUAGAAAUUUAAUUUUAUCAAUAAGUAGAUAUUUUUGUAUAAUAUACUGAGUUCAAAACAAGCAAUACUAUCGAGAAUAUUGUCUAUCGUUUUUAAUUUGAUUCAUUUGAAAGAACUUAUUCGAAUUAUUACUAAUUGAGCAAUAUUUUCAAAAAUAUCUACAGUAUUAUUAAAAUACUAGACAUUAUAUUUGCAACAUGCUCAAAAUAAUGUAUUUUCUAAACAUUUUUAAAUUUUUAAUUAAUCUUACAAAAUAACUCCACACAAAAUUAGUGUAGAAUUUUUUGAGAAAGAGACAAACAUUUUCUUAACAAUUACUUUCCAAAAUUUUCUUUAAUUAAAAAUUUAACCAAUUGUUUAUCUUUUCAGUUUGGUCGUUAAUGUAAAAAAUACAAAUAUCAGAAAUAAUAACAAGUGGAGUUAUCUUGUGUUCUAUAACUUCAGUUGAGUGCCAAAAUAUUGUAAAAUAUGACGUCCAUAACUUUUAGAAAACUUAGUGUGGUGCUCCAGAAUCAUGUUUAUUAUUAAGAUUAAAAUAUAUGCUAGGACCCAAAAGAAAAAAUAAUUAUAGAUAAGCAGUUGUUUCAUUAACUUUAUUGUGAGCAAAAAGACACACGGGACUUUGUUUUAUAAUAUCUAGUAAUUCAUAUAUUGAAAAAAAAAUCAAAAAAAUAUGCUAUGAAGCUUAGAAGACUACUGAGUUAGUUGGAUGACAUCAAACAAAACAAUGUUGUAAGCAUGUUAAGCCUAGGACUGUCGAUAAAAAAUCGAUAUAUCGAUAUAAAUCUCUUUAAUUUCUUAUUUCUCAUAUUAAUGCAUCCAAAUGUUCUUGAUUUUAGGUCUCUUCUGAUUUAAAAUUAGUUUCUUUUAUUAUUUGAAGUUUCGACUUCUUUUAGUCUGUAUCAAAAUAUUUUAAUAAUGACUAAAAGUAGUCAAAACGUCAAAUUUUCAUCUGUAUUUCAAAGAUUAUUAAAAAAACAUUUAGAAGCUGCAAUAUAUCGAAAUAUCGAUAUUUAUUACUAAUACUUUCUUGAAAGGUAUAUAUUAUUUGCAUAUUAUCCUUGUAUAAAAAAAAAUACUGUAAAAAGUGUAUCAUCUAUGGUCUGUUAUAAAAACAAUACAAAUUUUUUAAACUUGACUGAUCAAAUAGAAUGUAUUGUGACGAAUUUCAAACACUCAGUUAGUGAUUCUGAUCAAUUACGAUCUGAGCAAUUAGCAAAAUAUUUCUGCUCGUGCAACCAGUUCUUAAUCAUUGGAAUUUUUGUUUAAACAUGACGGGGAGAUUCUUGAAAUUAUCUUCAAUUGUCGCAAAGGUAUUAGCAUCAAGAACUAAGAUUAAUGUACCUGAUAUGAUAACUACUAAAACAUCAACAGCUAUUGGAGUGUCAGUGCGAAAUGGUAUCGGAAGGUAUUGAAGAUAGAUUAGUGCCUUGACAUGAAGAUAUGCUCUUGAAAAAUAUGUCUAAUGCCAAUGAAGUUUUGAUACAAUACCUGCUGAGUUUAAGCAGUAUUUAGAUCAACUAAAUAUUUCAAGGUCAUCAAAUGGACUAAAAUUUUGGAUCGAUAGUAGACAUUUCACUUCGCUGUACUAUCAGAAACGGCUGUUAAAUUUUUGAUUUCUUCUGCUACAUCUGUACAAAUUACUUCUACAAUCUUUUAGUGUCUGAUAAUCGUAGCAGUCAAAAAGCUACACAUAUAAAACAACUAGUAUUUAUAAAAACUCUCAACUCAUAAAUUUUGGUACAUUCAUAAUUAAAUUUGCUUAAUAAAUAUACUGGAUAAGGAUAAGGAUAAGAUAAAAUCGAAAAAACAUCGAUAAAUCGAUAUAUCAAACUCCGACGUUCCUAUAUUCAAAAAAUCGAUUUAUCGAAAAUCCGAUAUUUAAAAAAAUAUUAACGGUCCUAAUUAAGCCCAGCUAGGCUUCUUUUCGACAGAGUAAAUAAAAAUUAUUAAGUAAAACAUGAAACUUUUCAAUCAAUUGAAAUUUACAUCAUUCAUUUCUCAAAGAUUUUAUUGAGAUAUUUUUUCAUAUUUUGUGCAUGAAUACGAAGUAAAGUUUGGCUUUAAUAAUAAUUAUUUUCUUAUUUGGGUGCUACCAUGACACUUUGUACUUAAAGUACAUUCAAUUUAGAUAUUGUAGAACCAUUAUUACCUUUGAAAUAUCUCUGUAUCAUCUUGUAGAUAUGUAUAAUAUAAAUUAUAGCCCCUUGCGCAGUUUAAUAAAGAAAUUGUAUGGAAACUUAAAAAA